Messenger RNA from Hyla sarda, 10842 nucleotides. It is a transcript of the gene APPBP2, whose product is annotated as amyloid beta precursor protein binding protein 2. The record is from RefSeq and is a predicted model, not a curated record. Gene Ontology annotation, molecular function: protein binding. Bases 269 to 2029 code for a protein of 586 amino acids. NCBI's taxonomy places the organism in Eukaryota, Metazoa, Chordata, Amphibia, Anura, Hylidae. The transcript has 13 exons. Gene Ontology annotation, biological process: intracellular protein transport.
CAUUGCCGUAACUGCUCACGUUCUCCGAUGAAGGCGAUAUAGAAAGCUAAAUGUCCGCUUAUAACAAUAAAUAAGAGCGGCGCUCCUGCAUGACAGCGCUGGGGAGGAGCGGCCUGGGUGUCGGGGGGUUCUAGCGUGCCCCGGAGCAGGGUGGCGGCUGACAGAAAUAAUAGCUGUACUUCAUAAGGAAGGAGGGCACAGCUGCCGGGCCGCUGUACUAACCGGAGGAUAGGGGGGAGCAGGGCUCUGUCUGGGGGAACCGGAGAAUAUGGCGGCGGUGGAGCUGGAGUGGAUUCCGGAGACCCUGUAUAACACGGCUAUUUCCGCCGUGGUGGACAACUACAGCCGAGCCCGCAGAGACAUCCGCAGCCUGCCCGAGAACAUCCAGUUUGACGUGUACUACAAGCUUUACCAGCAAGGAAGACUUUGCCAGCUUGGAAGUGAGUUCUGUGAAUUGGAAGUUUUUGCUAAAGUAUUACGUGCAUUAGAUAAAAGACAUCUUCUGCAUCACUGCUUUCAAGCUCUAAUGGACCAUGGAGUUAAGGUUGCCUCUGUAUUGGCGUAUUCUUUUAGUAGACGUUGCUCAUAUAUAGCAGAAUCUGAUGCUCACGUUAAAGAAAAGGCAAUCCAGAUCGGCUUUGUUCUUGGGGGCUUCCUUUCAGAUGCAGGCUGGUAUAGUGAUGCGGAAAAGGUGUUCCUUUCAUGCCUACAGCUCUGUACUCUUCAUAAUGAAAUGCUCCAUUGGUUUCGUGCGGUGGAGUGCUGUGUCAGGUUGCUGCAUGUUCGAAACGGGAACUGUAAAUACCACUUGGGAGAAGAAACCUUUAAACUUGCUCAGAGCUAUAUGGAGAAGCUAGCCAAGCAUGGGCAGCAUGCAAACAAAGCUGCUUUGUACGGAGAGUUAUGUGCCCUGCUUUUUGCAAAAAGUCAUUAUGAUGAGGCUUAUAAAUGGUGUAUAGAGGCCAUGAGAGAAAUUACCAAUGGACUACCUGUGAAGGUGAUCGUAGAUGUUUUGAGGCAGGCAUCUAAGGCUUGUGUGGUGAAGAGAGAGUUCAAGAAAGCUGAACAGUUAAUAAAACACGCCGUAUACCUUGCUCGGGAAAAUUUUGGCCACAAGCAUCCAAAAUAUUCUGAUACAUUACUAGAUUAUGGAUUUUACCUUUUGAAUGUUGACAACAUAUGCCAGUCCGUUGCAAUAUAUCAGACUGCCCUUGAUAUCAGACAGUCAGUAUUUGGAGGAAAAAAUAUCCAUGUGGCAACAGCCCAUGAAGACCUGGCCUACUCUUCGUAUGUUCAUCAGUACAGUUCAGGGAAAUUUGAUAAUGCAUUAUUUCAUGCUGAGCGUGCCAUAGAUAUCAUUACCCAUAUACUCCCAGAAGACCAUCUUUUAUUAGCUUCCUCAAAAAGAGUUAAAGCUCUAAUCUUAGAGGAAAUUGCUAUAGAUUGUCACAACAAAGAGACUGAGCAAAAACUUCUUCAAGAAGCUCAUGAUCUUCACCUUUCUUCACUACAACUUGCUAAAAAAGCCUUUGGAGAGUUCAAUGUACAGACAGCAAAACACUAUGGAAAUCUCGGCAGGCUGUAUCAGUCCAUGAGAAAGUUUAAGGAAGCUGAAGAAAUGCACAUCAAAGCUAUCCAAAUUAAGGAGCAGCUACUAGGCCAAGAAGACUACGAAGUAGCACUUUCAGUUGGACAUUUGGCUUCUUUGUAUAAUUAUGACAUGAAUCAGUAUGAAAAUGCGGAGAAGCUCUAUCUUCGGUCAAUAGCAAUUGGUAAGAAGUUAUUUGGUGAAGGUUACAGUGGACUGGAAUAUGACUACAGGGGCCUGAUUAAACUGUAUAACUCUGUGGGUAAUUUUGAGAAGGUGUUUGAAUACCAUAAUAUAUUGGCAAAUUGGAACCGACUGAGAGAUCGCCAGUUUUCAGUCACUGAUGCCCUUGAGGAUGUAAAUGCCAGCCCCUUGUCAACAGAGGAAGUUGUACAAUCGUUUCUCAUGUCACAGACCACCAAUGAAGGACAGCAUUGUUAAUUUAAGGAGGAAUAAAAACUCUUCGACUGUUCCAGCUAUUUCUCAACAUACUGGGAAAGUUCAUACUGUGAAAUUUCAGAGAAACACAGAUGCAACUCGGUUAUCCAGGCCAUUUUCCAUAGGAGAAAACUAGUCUCCCAUCUGCUUGGCUAGUCCCAUAUGGAAUGUUCACAUCUUAAUCAACUAUUUCUACUUAUGUCACAGGACAAAGAACUAGUGUUUCAUUUUUUUUUUCUUUUUUGCAACUCCAAUAGGAUGAUGCAAAUAAAACUGUUAAGAGUUUAUAAGAUAUGUGUUUUCCCUGAUUCAUUGGGGCAAGGUGUUACAUGGAUAUAAAAUACUGCUCGUGCACUCCGCCUAUUAUUUCAUGUUCACCAAAACUCCAUUUUUGAUAUGGCUCACUUGAGUUAAUGUUUUUUUACGUCCUGUUGAUGCCAGAUUUUGAAGGAAAAACAGUGUUCAUUGAAAAACCCAUAAGGCAAUAGCCUGCUAUCAUCUUCGCUGCUUCCUUUCCUCGCUGCGCAUGCUAUGUAGAAGAAUUCUGUUUUUUAUGUGAUUCAUUUGCUGUGGAUUUUAACAGCUUGGCUUGCUGUAAGUUCAGCUCCUUAACGCUUGGCACUAAAAAACACACAUAGCUAAUGAUGGUACAGAUAUACCCCCAAGUUUUCUUUUCCUUCUGGUUCAAAAGAAAUAUAUUCCAACAAAGUAAAAAAAAAAUUCUGCAGCGCCUUAGUCCAGAUAUUUUUUUUUAUUUUUUAUCACUAACUGUACAGUCUAAAAUGUAUACACUGCUAUUAUGAAGUGCAAUGUGGAAUAGUCAUUCAAAUUGUUUGUGCCAAGGAACCCUUACACAUUGCAGAUAGUCACUUUUAUUGCUUUUAAUGUUAUCAUUUAUUGUUGUAGAAUGGUUUAAUAUGUAGUGUGUAUGUGAGCUGUUGAUUAAGACCACAUUCAUCAUGUGUUAGGUAGAUGCCAAAAAACACUAUCUAGGCCAUCAAGCACAAGCAAUGCAAACCAGAAUUGAAAUAGUCAUAAGAUUCAUUGGCAAGCUUUAAAAUUUCCAUUGGCAUUGAACCGAUGGGCUUUGCAGUCUAAGAUCUGGACAUUGAGUUAACACGAUGCAUACGUAUAUUUAAUGUAAAAUCCAAACUGAAAAACAAUUUCUAUCUGAUAGAAAACAUUUUAUGCCAAACAUAUUUAGUCUUAAUUUAGUUAGGCAUAGCCUUGCUAAACAAAUAUUUGUUAGUAGGGGGUGUAGAUCUUGUGAUAAGUCUUGUUUGUGGACUGCAAUUGUGCACAGAGUUAAGGCUAUGUUAUGUACUGGCUAUAAAAUGGGUUCCUUAGUUUUUGACAGGCCUUCAAAGGGUCAUCAGACAUACAUGCUUGUAUUGUAUUAUGGAUGUGUAUCAUUGUGCAUUGAAGACAGGCAUUUUGGGUGCUCUACUAGAUGAAUGGUUCUUGGCUGCUACUUUACCUAACACCCCAUUUGUACUUUUAGUUUGUUUUAAUUUUUUUGUUCCUCACAAGAAGUGGGCGCUAUCUGCUCAUGUGUGUAUCAUAAUUUAAAAAUGUCCCUGUCUUAUUCCCAGCAUAAUUUUGCCUUUAACAGAAUAUGUCUAAUAGACCUUUGAGAUGAGCUUAGGAAAUUUGUGGCUAUGAAAUGUUUGUACACAAUGGUCUGUAUUUGCUGCUUUAGUAGGCAUGCUGGGUAAAAUCGUUGUGCCUUUUUCCAAUUUUCACUGGUAUAACCAGUAAGUGCCUCUUUCUGCUUCUCACACUUAUGAUGCUAGCAGACAGAGUAAUAUAGUUAUAGAUGGGACUAAGCAGAUACAUAUACCCACAAAAAAUUCUGGCUGUAAAAAAAAAAUAUAUAUAUGUAAUAAAAAAAAUAUAUAGACAUAUAUAAAAAUAUAUAUAGAAAUAAUAUAUGAACAUUGCCAGGUUUUGAAGGAACAUGAUAGAAUGGAGUAAUACCUGGCAGAGUGCAUAUUUUCGUGCUUUUCAGCCAACAAUGACCUCAAUUUGCUUGAAUAUACAUUGUUUUUCUUUUGCUACUGAAGUGUAGCUUUAAAAGAAAAAAACUUUCACUUUUUCUUUGGUUCAGUCUGGCAUGCUGUAUUUUACAUGACAAAUGCUAGGAAGUACAAAAAAACAACAACAUACCCGAUAAGGAGUUGGUUAUUACUCUGGCCACAUUUCAGCAUUUGCUUGUAUUAGCUGUUGUCUAAAUUGUGAUUAUCGGCAGAUGCGUACCUGUGCAUAGUUUACAAAACAUAAAAUCACUAGUAUAUAUUAAAUAGAAGUACUAUCUAAAAGUAACAUUGCAUUUUUUACAUUUGGUUAAUAUCCAGUCUGUAUAUUAGCCUUGGUUUCUGCAAUAUAUCAUUAGAAUUUAUAUAUCAGUGUUUAUCGCCAUGGUUACACUUGGUCAAGUUAAAGAGCCUCUUUAUUAAAUUAUACACUUUAAAGAGAACCUGUCAUCACUCCCCCCUCACCACAAUCUUUCCAGAUAGCUACCAGCACUAUGUCACAUGGCAUAUCAGCACUAUAUGUGAUGUGAAGCCAUAAGUCUCCCUAAUCUAAGUGAGCGCGUAAUUGAGAAGGCAAAGUUGUUCAGUCAUUCAUCACAUGUUGUAUGUGUAUAAGCUGACUGCCAAGUGUCUUGCAGGCAUUCACAGCAAACAGUUUUCUCAGCUAUACUCUCGCUUAGAUUAGCAACAUAGUUAUGUAUAAUCUGCUUACUAGGUCAUUUUAUAUAGGACAGAAGUUAACUGUUCUAUAGCAGGGGAUGUGAAUUGACAAUUUUACUUUAAAGAAAUAAGGUACAGUUCCUUAAAGGGGUUACCCAGCUAUUAAAAUCGUAUUCCCGUUCUAUGUACUCCUCUUGGCAAUGACUGCCAUUACGGCCAGUGAUUGGCUGAGUGGGCUGUCAGUGCUGAGAGAAGUAUGUCUUGGAAAGUAAAGGCCAGAAAGCACAGCAGGGGAGUCGGGGCCCUUUUCGGAGAUAGGGGAUUUGCUUUUAAUAGCUGGAUAACCCAGUUCAAGCCAACAGUUUAGCAAUAUAUAUAUUAUAUAAUAUAUAUUAUUAAUUAUGCCUCACAUCCAGCUGAAAAGGAUAGCAAUAUUAUCACUGGCUGACGUUCUGAACAUUUGGUUGUGCACGCUGCUGGGGUCGGCCAUGCCCCCUCGUGCUGUCACGUCAGGCCCCCUCAAUGCAAUUCUAUGGGAGGGGGCGUGGUGGCUGACACGCCUCUCCCAUAGACUUUCAUUGAGGGGGUGUGGCCUGAAGGCACGGGGGAGUGCGGCUGACCCCAGCAUCGUGCACAAAGCGUUUGAAAACUCCUUUUGGAUCUAGAAUCAUUUUUGUCAUUUUGUUGUUUAAACAUUUUUGUUUAAAAAAAAAAAAAAAAAACACUUGACAAAUGUAUGAACUGCAUUCUGUAUUUACACUAAAACUGCAGAAGCCAGAGAACCCUCUGUUUCCUCAUUCCUCGGCCAUCCCUAUGUCCUGUGUGAUCAUCUAAGAUCAAUUAUGAUAGCUUAGUAAUACAUAGAAGUUGAAAAAGCCAAACAGUUGAACAUCUUUAGUUAAACCCUCUUGAAAAAAUGAUUUUUAGCACAAAAUAUAUGUAUUUUGGUAAGAAGGAAGCCUCCAAAUGAGGCAUCCAUUAUGUCUUAGAAAUGACAAUGUAUGUACGCUUCAUGCUAUUAUCUUAUAUUGCAGGCAUUCUAUGUUAAAUGUAUUUUAUUUAUUUAAAAAAAUCUUCAUUUUUGGUUGAAUUAAAUGUAUGUUUAAAUUGACCCAACUACACACUAUAAUAACUAUUAUGCUUCAUUCUAAGUUCUUUAAAAUGUACAUUGUGAUCUGCAUCUCACGGUUUUAUUUUAUAGUGGGUGUUUUUUUUUUUUUGUAAGAAACUGCAUAGUGGGUGCACUUUUCUGCUUGAACGAGUUUAUACUGCAAUAUUAAAAGCUACAGUAUUAUUGUAAUAUUUCUUUGUAGCUUUAAAGUGGUCCACAAACAAGUUUGUCCGACAUUUCUUUGCAUAACUCAGUGUUGGAAUCCAAAACUCGCACUAAUUUUCAUAUUUCUUAUAUGUACUUGUUUUCUUCUAUGAAAGUGCUUCCCAUAAUAAAUCUGAUCACUAUACCCUAUAUAUUUCCACUAAAUGUGUUUUACUUUUUUCCAUAUUGACGGUACUUUAUAAAAUAUAAUACUGUAGUAAUUGUGUGUUUCAGCAGUGCAAAUUUAAAAUCUUUAAUGUAAAAUCUCACUGAAGAAUUUAAAUACUACUGUAAUGUGGCUUCAAAAUCAGUGGUAAAUGUAACGUGUAUGUUGGCUAAAGAUGUGAUAAAUAUUUGUAAAUAAUUGAAUUACAUCAAUAUGGAGCCCCCCCUCCCCCUCUUUGACAGUUAUUCUUUUAUCAAGUUAUGACCAGUUGAAGUUACAGCCCAUGUGAGGGAGGCACUGCUUACUACAACUAUAUCUCAUCUUUCUGUCCCGGUCUCAUUUUUUGCUUACUAUUCGCUGUUCAAAGUAAAGUAAGACACAGGCUUUGUUUGCGAAGGCACUAAACUAACGGUCCAUAGGGGCAGUAAGAUAUAUUCCUUUCUCACUAGAACACUAAAGGAACUUUACCACAGGUUUAGGAGUUCUGUUUAAGGCUAAGACUGUUUUGUGGAAGCAUAACCAAAGUUGCCUUAAAGGCAUUCUCCAGGACUAAUUUUUUUUACAUUUUUUUUUAUUUUUUAUUGUAAGGAUAAAACUGUGCAGUCCUGGUCUUUUUACUGCGUCUUGUAUGACAACUCUAUCCCAUUUACUUGAAUGGGGAAUAGCUACAAUAUUAGACGUACCCCUUAGUCUAGAGUAAUGCCAUUUCUUGAAUAAAAACAGCAGACAUACGAAUAUCAUUUUUUUUUUUUUUUUUUUUUUCAAAUUCUUUUAAAUAGAUACUGUCUAUAGCAAUGGUCUCCGAUGUCUGACUACAGCUUUGGGUAUGCCUGAAGUUGUAGCCCCCUCAGUAGUUGGAGAGCCACAAGUUAGACUAUUUUGGAGGAAUUUAGUGAUGAACAAUGCUUUUGCCACUAUGAUGAGCACCAUGUCACAAGGUAGAAGUGGGAACUAAGAGGGAGAUUUAUCAAAACCUGUGCAGAGGAAAAAGUUGUUCAGUUGCCCAUAGGAACCAAUCAGAUUGCGUCUUUCAUUUUUCACAGGCCGUCCUAAAAAUGAAAGAAGCAAGCUGAUUGGUUGCUAUGGGCAACUGGACAACUUUUUUUUAUUCUGCACAGGUUUUUCCUAAAUCUCCCCCCUUAAUGGCUUGGUGAACAAAACAUUGAGAUCUGAGGGGGAUUUCCUGGCCAUUGACCCAAAAUGUCGAUCACAUUGAGAACCUGUGGUCAAUCCUCGGUUGGGCAAACACAAACAGGAUUUGGCACAGAAGCGAAUAUCUAGCAUGAUAUUCGGCAAAUUGCAGAAGCCUUCAUGGCUCAACACUUUAAAUAUUGAGUCAUAAACUUAAAAUAUUUUAUCUCUAAAAGUUAAAAUAUAUAAAAUUCUUAACUGUAUUAAACACUGAUGCAGCAAACUUUGUAGAAAUCUAAAUAUGUGCCUCAAAUCUUUUGGCCAUGGCUGUAGUUGUUUCCGUGGCAUACAUCUAUUUUAAAACAAACAUGGGACAGAGUUUCCAAGUGUUGCCUCACAUUAGUAGUCUGACACAUAUUACUAAAUUAUAUUAUUCAAAAUCCCCAGUGUAGCUUACAGGAGGGUAGUCCAUUGGUGCCAAAUUAUUGCUGAUAACCUCAUAGGUGAAGGAAAAAAUACCCACUUCCUAAUUUUUUUAAUGGUUUUUAUUUUUAAAGUGCCUCCUACAUUUUUAUAACUGAGAUGCUGAUAUAUUUCUGAUUUUUCUUUUCUAUGUUAAAUACAUUCCAUUUUUUUCAUCAAAUGACUAAAAUAAAGGUUAUUUUCUGUUACAUCUUAAACAUCAAACGCAAUUCAGUUUUUUCAUAUUUGUUUGGUAAGCACUUGUCUGUCUUUUUUUUUUUUCUUUCUUUUUUUAUAUAGUAAGCACUUGAUUUUCCUUUUUUUUCCUUUUUUUUUAAGCUAAUGUUUGAUUUAUAAAGUCUCUUCACAUUCAGAUAUUCAUAAAAACUUACUUAGCUACAUUUGCUCAUGAGUGACUUAAAUACAUGUUUAGGUGUGUUACCUAAAUGUAGAAUAGCAUGUUUGAUGCAAAAAUACACUCACAAAAUCUCCAGAUAGUUUAUAUUCUUAGGGUAUUUGUAUGGGGAGAUUUUUAUUACUAUCAAGUAUACUCUAUGGUCUUUAUUUUAUGCACUGUGUGAAAGGGGUACUCCACUGCCUCAGUGCAGGUCAUGACCACACCCCCUCGUGACGCCAUGCCCCCUCAAUGCAAGUCUAUGGAAGGGGGCAUGACUGACGUCACGAGCCACGGCAUCCGCACUCAGCGUUCAGAACAAAAUGUUCUGAUCUCUAAGGCAGUGGAGUACCCCUUUAAAGGAUACCAUGGUAAUUAUCUGUAAUAAGCAGAAAACUGCCUGGAAAUCUUUUUAUUGCAGAAUCCAUGAAAAUUAUACUUUGGGGUACUAUGUUUCACACCUAAAAUUUAGUUAUGGGACUUACUUUAAAUAGCAGUUUAAUGUCUCACGUAUGGCGUCCAGACUGUAGCAUUAAAGAUGACUAAACUAUAAAAAAAAAUAUAUAUAUGUUCCUAACAAUCUACACUGCAGUGCUGGGAUACACAAAUCUGUGUGUUCAUUAGUGUUCAUUAUAGAAGGGACUAGUGCCUUUUGCUGGCACGGUCAAUAGUUCAUACAGAUAUUUGGACCUUUUUGGUUGUUUUGUAGCAGGCAGUGUUGGCAGAUGUGGUCAUUGCAUGUACAAUAUGAAGGGAUGCCUACCUACUUACAGAAUUGCAAUGAGAAUCUUUUUUUAUACAUGAGUUCCCUUAUGCUCAUAUUACAGCGGAACAGGGUUUCUGGUUGUUUUUUGUUUUUGUAAAUGAUGUGCUGUUUAUUCAGUAAAAUGUAGGCAAUGUAAAAUAUAUCAGGAUAAGUAAAAGAUGCAGAACUUACAGAGAAUAGGAGUUUCCAUACAAUCCUAGAUCCAGUGCAGGGAUUUGGCUUUUAAUAGAACACUGCCAUACCUGAUAACUCAAGUUUACCACAAAUGGGUCCUUCUACUAUGAUAGGAUUCAGAAGGCUGCAGCACUAAACACUACUUCCCAGGACAUAGUACAUGUUAAAAACCUCAUUCUAACCUUGAUAGAAAACUCAAUAUAACCAAUGUGAAUUAGUUUUACAGAGACUUAAAUAUUUACAGUUUUACAUACAUUGGGCUUUCCUAGUUUUUUUUUUUUUUUGUUUACCAGUUUUAAAAACAUAAAUUUACAUUUCUGGCCCUUUGAAAGACCUUUUUUUAACAGUGUGGAUUGUUGGUAUAAACUGCUCAGCUAGAAGUGCCCUUCCAGUUUUUGGUUAAUCCGUCAGUAAGUUUCUUUUUGUUAAUUUGUAUAUCAAUUGUUUACAUGAAAACUCACUCAGUUUAUCUAUAAAGAUUGACUUUUUGAGUUUCGCUAUAAACCUGCUAUAUUUCUUAAAAUGCCAUAGACUAUGUGCAGGGGCUUCUGGAUUUGUGCAAAUACCAUUUAUAUGGGAUAAUUCUUGAUGGAUUGUUAUUGCAAAUAUUUUCCCAUUAACUGUUUUUAAAGAAGUAGAUACAAAAAGGUCUUUGUGUUUUGGAAUACGGUUAUGUUACAUUUUGCACUGAGGUGGAAGUGGUUUGAUUUUUGUUCAGUUUGUAUUUCCAGUCAUAUGACUGAUACUGUGCCAGUCUUUUAGUAAUGUAGUUUGUGUACCGUGCAUAAUGCUUUCUACAAGGUGUACGUUUGAUGGUCACGUGCUAUGUAUUUGUUUCUGUAUCUCAUGCAGGUGGUCUGUGGUGUUUUAUAUCGGGCUUGAGAGUUAGACUGGCACUUGUUGUUAGAGGGGAUAAAAAGAGUUAACCAGGGUAAUGAGUGCCCAGGAAAAUGCCGCACAUUAAGGCAUAUUGUCUGUGUACCGGAUUUUUUACUAACCAUGCAAUUUUCUAAGGUCCCUGUAUCUGAGGUAGAUGAAGCUGCUACCCAUAUCUAAUGCAUGAGUGGCCUUAGUGAGUUUGUAAAAACUGAAUUUUUUUAUGUCCAUUUAAAGAAAACUUAACUUAAAAUAUAUACAUAGCUAUCUAGAGAAAAAAGCAAUCAUUGGUGCACAGGUUUAUUAAUAAAAAACAUUGCUUGUAUUCUUUUGACUUGUUAGUGGUACAGUAAUUUCUAAAUCAAUAUACAGUAUAUGUCACUUGAGACUUUCUAUAUGAUGACAAAUGGUAACUUGAGUGUAUGGUGAGUACGUCUGUGCAGUAAUGUGUGGAGAAUACAUAGAACUUGCACACAUCACUAAUAUUUUUCAUAUUCUUUAUAAACCAAAACAAUUUUUCAUGCCCUAAUUAACAUAUUUGUUAUAAUAUUGGGGGAAAAAAUACAAAAUAUAUCUUCUAGAUGUCUCCUAGUUUACCCAAAUGAGACAUAUCUUGAUGUUAAAUUUGUGUGAAGAAUAACGUUCAUACCAUACUGGGCAUUUCUAUGUGCCAGGUUACUUGUGUUCAUCCAGCCAUACUGAAAAUGUUUGUAUUUGGCAUUGUGAUAACAUGUAAUUGCAUUGCUAAUAAUAAAAAAAGAUAAAGAUACUGACUAAAAUAAACAAAUGUUUCUUCUACUACAUACUAGUAUGUGAAUGUUUUUUUUUUCUUUUUUCUU